Molecule: messenger RNA, 1332 nt
Organism: Suillus fuscotomentosus
Lineage: Eukaryota; Fungi; Basidiomycota; Agaricomycetes; Boletales; Suillaceae
Exons: 7
Coding region: 1-1332 (443 amino acids)
Source: RefSeq, a predicted model, not a curated record
AUGGCUGUACCUCCCGAAGUAGCAAAUGAUGCCCUGAAUGCCACGCUCGCUGUCGUGCAAUCGCUCGCUCAGCGCUGCAUCAAGGUGAAGAAGGGUGAUCCCGAGGGCUUAAAGCUGUCGGACGAGAUUGCCAGGCGUGUGGCAAAAGACUUAAAACUAUACAGUGGGAAUGCUACAUCAUUCUCCCCACAGCUGCUCUCAUUUUCCGCCGUUGUGAGACAGCACUCAAAGGGCGGGGCCUUUGAAAACGUCCCCGACUGGACCUCCGUCACCAACGAUGACCCUCGGAUAAAGAACCACCCACGAUUCGAGAAGACCAUGGACUAUCACCCCCCCUCCACAUUUAACAUUCCCGCCAUCGUGCGAGCGGCCAAGAACCCGCCCCAUGUCGGUCGUCCAGCACAUCCGCCCCUAAGAUACCGACACUUGUAUUUUCCAGAAGCUGAGAGGGAACAGUGGAAGGUAGCUUCCGCAGCCAGCGAUAGCAAGAAGAGGAAGGCGGAAGAUGAAGGGGCCAACGCGGUUGCCAAAAAGAUGAGGAAGUUGAAGUCCGAUGUCAAAAAGGAGCCAACCGGAGUCAUCCAUGUGAAACGAAGGGCGUCUAACAGCUUACCGAUCCAGGAAUCAUCGCCUGUCGCUACUGACAAGGACGUUCUGCUAGUCGGAGACAAGGAUUUCCUGGACGCAGAAACUCGGCCUGCAGAAUGGGGCUCGGAUUCUGAUGUCGCUACUCCUUUGCAGCAUUCCGUUCGUUACCACCCCCGGCGCUGCGACAAGUGUGCCAAGUUGGACAUAGCCUGCGUUGUCCUCCCCGACAAGAAAUUCGGGUAUACACGCCUCGCCUGCGCCAAUUGCGACAACAUGAAGAUCGCGUGUGCAAUCGACGGCGUUGGUGUCCGACAGAGGUUGCAAGGUAAUGCGGCGAAAGCAUCCUCUGACGCAUGCAAAACCCCCAAGAUGUCCAAGUCCCGAGCUGUCUCCGAAAAAGUCGUGGCGCGUCCUUCUCGCUCUCAACGGAGCAUUGCUGGUAGCAAAGGAGCGGAGAAACAGCCCAGGGAGGUCCUUCCGGGUCAGGCUCAAGUACAGCCGGAACACCAGCAAUCGCCUGCGCCCACCAACCUGCUGGAACCAGAGCCCACUGCAAGAGACAUCUUGCAGGGCAUCCAGGACCUCGGUCGGAGGUUGGAUCUCCUCGCCGCCAAUGAGCGGGUAGACGCGUUGGAGGUCAGAGUGGGUUCAGUUGAGACCAACCUGCUUCAGCGGUUGGACGAGUUAGAGCAACAGCUCAACAAAUCUGAUGCCUGGUGGCAAUCUUUGGAAUCCCUAAAAUAG